Messenger RNA from Pungitius pungitius (ninespine stickleback), 3922 nucleotides. RefSeq names its product glutamate decarboxylase 1-like. The transcript has 17 exons. Gene Ontology annotation, cellular component: presynaptic active zone; cytoplasm. Gene Ontology annotation, molecular function: glutamate decarboxylase activity; pyridoxal phosphate binding. Gene Ontology annotation, biological process: GABA biosynthetic process. Lineage: Eukaryota; Metazoa; Chordata; Actinopteri; Perciformes; Gasterosteidae. The coding region runs from base 368 to 2119 and encodes 583 amino acids. The record is from RefSeq and is a predicted model, not a curated record.
UCUUUUUAGCCCUUUUAGGCUCCUUAAAGUGGAUGGUGGCUGUCAGCAGCACUCAGGGAAGCUUCAUUAGUCGUCAGAGGGAGGCAAGUCUGUGACUCAUGCUUGCGUGAAGAGACCAAUGGGCAGCCGACGUCUGAGAUAUAAAUAACAAAUAAAAGAGAUUCUUGAGGGAGAAAAAGGGUCACAUGCGCGCCGCUGGAUGGGAUUUUAUUAGUGGGCUCUGUCGGUGUACCGCCAUCAUUGGACUGUUGCUUGUCGUGCCUCUGGUUAUUGUAACAUCGAGUCAUAGUUUAUCUGGACUCGGCAACCUGUGCACGCGUGAGCCGUUGAAAUAUUUCCCUACUGGAGAUCAGAUAACCGAGGACUGAUGGCUGCGUCUGAACCGAGAGCCUCUGGCGGGGACCAGGACCCCAACACCGCCAAUUUAAUACCUCCAUCCACAACCAACGAAUAUGCGUGGAUGCACGGAUGCACACGGAAACUGGGGAUGAAGAUAUGUGGGUUCCUGCAGAAGAACAACAGCAUGGAGGAGAAAGGCAGGCUCGCGGGCCAGAAGAAUCUGCUCUCGUGCGACAACAGUGACAGGGACGCGCGCUUCCGCCUCACCGAGACCGACUUCUCCAACCUGUUCGCCAGAGACUUGCUGCCAGCCAAAAAUGGAGAGGAGCCCACCAUACAGUUUUUGUUGGAGAUGGUUGAUAUCCUCACCACCUACGUCAAGAAGACUUUCGACCGCUCCACCAAAGUGCUGGACUUCCACCACCCUCACCAGCUCCUGGAGGGGAUGGAGGGCUUCAACCUGGAGCUGUCCGACCAGCCUGAAUCCCUGGAGCAGAUCCUGGUGGACUGCAGGGACACACUGAAAUAUGGCGUCCGCACAGGUCACCCGCGAUUCUUCAACCAGUUGUCUUCUGGCCUGGAUAUCAUCGGUCUGGCCGGGGAGUGGCUCACCUCCACUGCUAACACCAACAUGUUCACCUAUGAGAUCGCUCCAGUGUUUGUGUUGAUGGAGCAGCUGACUCUGAAGAAAAUGAGAGAGAUGAUUGGUUGGCCCAACGGAGAGGGAGACGGCAUCUUUUCACCAGGGGGCGCUAUUUCCAACAUGUACAGCGUGAUGAUCGCACGCUACAAGUAUUACCCUGAGGUCAAAACCAAGGGCAUGUCUGCUGCUCCCCGCCUGGUCCUCUUCACAUCUGAACACAGUCACUACUCCAUAAAGAAGGCAGGAGCCGCUCUGGGUUUUGGCAGUGAGAAUGUGAUCCUGCUGAGCACGGAUGAGAGGGGGAGAGUCAUUCCUGCAGAUCUGGAGGCCAAGAUCCUCGAUGCAAAACAGAAGGGCUAUGUGCCGUUGUUUGUGAAUGCCACCGCUGGUUCCACUGUGUACGGCGCAUUCGACCCCAUCAAUGAGAUCGCUGACAUCUGUGAGAAGUACAACUUGUGGCUCCAUGUUGACGGGGCGUGGGGUGGUGGACUCCUGAUGUCCAGGAAGCAUCGCCAUAAGCUUAAUGGAGUUGAGAGGGCCAACUCUGUCACAUGGAACCCACACAAGAUGAUGGGUGUGCCACUGCAGUGCUCUGCAAUCCUGGUCAGAGAGAAGGGCAUCCUGGCAGGCUGUAACUCCAUGUGUGCUGGCUACCUGUUCCAACCGGACAAGCAGUACGACGUCAACUACGACACCGGGGACAAAGCCAUCCAGUGUGGCCGUCACGUCGACAUCUUUAAGUUCUGGCUCAUGUGGAAGGCCAAGGGCACCAUAGGGUUUGAGCAGCACAUUGACAGGUGUUUGGACCUGUCUCAGUACCUGUACAACAAGAUUAAGAACAGGGAGGGAUAUCAGAUGGUGUUUGAUGGAGUGCCCCAGCACACCAACGUUUGUUUCUGGUACAUCCCACCCAGCCUGAGAGACAUGCCUGACGGGGAGGAGCGGAGAGAGAAGCUCCAUAGGGUGGCCCCGAAGAUUAAGGCCAUGAUGAUGGAGUCAGGCGCCACCAUGGUUGGCUACCAGCCCCAGGGCAAAAAUGUCAACUUCUUCCGCAUGGUCGUCUCCAACCUCGCCGCCACUCAGUCCGACAUCGACUUCCUCAUCGACGAGAUCGAGCGCCUGGGUCACGACCUGUAGGCCUCUCAGCCAUCGCUGCUUUGGUGGCCUGAGGGUGAACCUGCGGGUUCCAUUCGUUGUAGUUGGGGGCAGAGGCCACUGAGGUGAAACAUUCCGAGCGCUGCAGACAGAACAAUGAUGAGACAUAUUUGAGGUCUUUCCUUCUCUGAAGCGCUUUGACUGUUUCUCCAAGCGAUGAGCAGCUAGCGACGAGAGACACUUUAAGCGUCUUACUCGCUCAUCCCACAUAGUUCCUCCUCUAGAUAAAAUAACGAAGUACUAAGUAUCUGAAGGCUCACGUUACAACAAACAUGCUCUAAUGUGUGUGUGCUGUGGAUUAUAGUAAUAUGUGUGUGCGUGGGUUUAAUCAAGUUUGUUGUCCAAUGUAGUUUGUCUUUUAACGUCUGUGUGUGCGUGUGUGUGUGUGAUCAAACGCUGAAAGGCAUAAAAGUACAGAUGAAAAUACAACAAACUCCUAUAAAACAAUUUGCUACACAAAAUCGAAUCAUUGGUGCUUUCAGCUGUGCAUAUAUUUAAUCUCAGUGCACCAACCUAAACCAGUGUCCGGGUCCCAAAAACAGUGUGUGUGAGUGUGUGUGUGUGUGUGUGUGUGUGUGUGUGUGUGUGUGUGUGUGUGUGUGUGUGUGUGUGUGUGUGUGUGUGUGUGUGUGUGUGUGUGUGGUGUGCAUGGGACACAUUUGAGUGUACCUUGUCAUGUAAUUUAAGCAAGCAUUGUGUUGAAAAUAAGCUUAUAAUGACUUAAUGUGCACACCAUGGUACCAAGCGUGUUAAGCCGAGAGGUUUUAGAUCAACCUCCAGCAGUUGAUAUACAGUCUGCUAUGUUUUCCCUCGUAGAAAUUUAAGAUUAAGAUUUAAAAAUGCCUACAGCUCUCCCAAGUCUGUGACAACUAACUUUUAACUUGUAAAACGCUGGCUCGUUGUCUGUUUCAUGCAAUCAUGUGGUACCCAUGUGUGUUCAUAGCAUUGUUGAAAUAUUAAUAUUUGAUUAUAAGAACUCAUAUUUAUUGCAUUUCCGCUGUUUGCAGAUUCAGGUAUUUUAUCGUAAAUGUGUCUUUAUGUGUAUUACAUGGUAAUGCACUUGUAAAUGUAAUCACAGGAUCAAGAGUAAAGUUUAUUUAUAGUAAUUUUGUGAGCCAAAGAAAGCCAAUCGGGAACAGAGCAAUCCAUUGUCCUUCAUAUAGAACUUCUUAUAGAUUAUUGGUGUUUGUAAAAGGUUACCUACUGUAUUAUUGAACCUUGACUGCGAUGCAAUUUCUAUAGUGUGUUUCUUUCUGUGAUUGUGAGUCUGAAUGUUUUGAGAUGACUGACAGGCCUUCUGAUGAGAUUAAGAAUGAAGUCUAUACAAUAAUCUGGCAGUUGUGCCAGUCUUUUAUUUUAGAGAAUUGCACAAGGAUGUGAGAAUGUACUCUCCUCUUGAGUGAGACUGAGAAGAAAGUAUUGUUGUAUCUGUCUGAAUCCUAAUGCAUCUACUGUAAUAUAGUAUAUAUUAAUUGUAAUACAUAUUACCUGUAUUCUCAGUGUCAUGGGAACUGAAUGGAAUAUCUUGUAUGAAGCGUUCCUGUUUGUGUCUUUGCACAAUGUUCAUGUUUUUUUCUUCCAUUGUAAAUGGAUGUGUACUAUGGCAGUAUAAUACAAGACUUACGUUGAUAACUAGGGACCAUAUGUGAAUGAUCAAAAAACAUACUUAAGGUAAUCAGUGUGCUGUUUGUGGCCAAUCGGGUUAUUUGAUUCAAGGGAAGGUUUGGGGCACUUUAACAGAAUCAUCUUCAAAAAGAUCUUUAAUAAAGUAUAUUAAAGGGAAAA